Letharia columbiana is the source of this 3981-nucleotide messenger RNA. RefSeq lists its product as uncharacterized. The transcript has 3 exons. Gene Ontology annotation, molecular function: sterol binding; sterol transfer activity. Gene Ontology annotation, cellular component: cortical endoplasmic reticulum; endoplasmic reticulum-plasma membrane contact site; endoplasmic reticulum membrane. The record is from RefSeq and is a predicted model, not a curated record. Gene Ontology annotation, biological process: intracellular sterol transport. NCBI's taxonomy places the organism in Eukaryota, Fungi, Ascomycota, Lecanoromycetes, Lecanorales, Parmeliaceae. Bases 1 to 3981 code for a protein of 1326 amino acids.
AUGGAGAGCUCGGCCACAUCCAUAUCUCCGGCGCCAUCAGUAUCUGAGCCAAGAGGCUUCAAGGGACUCGUUGCCAAAGCCAAACUCGGGCGCAAGGAUGCCCCAUCCACCACUUCUCUCAAUGGCUCCAGCGUUUCUGAUGAAGUCAGCGAACGAGGCGGGAUCAGGAACUCGGUGGAUUCGUUGAUGGACAAAGUACGCGAUAGCAGAGGAAGCAGUCUCGACGAUGGACUUCCUUCAGGACCAAGCAAUCUGUCGAAACUGAUACCAGGCCGCGUCAAGAAGAAGAGAAGGAAGCGCGAGGAGGCGGAGCAGCAGCAGCUACAGCAGGAGACGGCUGACACGCGUGGGCGCAGCGCCGAUGGACAGACUGCAACAUCCGCAGAGCCAUCAGCGCUCUCUGGCAACAACAGAAGUCGAAGUGCAGUGGGAGAAGAUGAGGAUGAAGAUGGCGGAAGUCUGAUCACCAUUGAAUCGGAAACUGAACCACCUACUGUCUCGCCUCCUCCGCUCGUAAGCCAUCAAUCGCAUAUUGGCUUCUUGACAUCCUCCUCGCCCUUGAUCAACACCACCACACCCGGCGACACACCCAGCAAUCUUCAACUCGACAGUCCCACUUUCCAGAACCCUCAAUAUCAAAAGUCUGCCACGCUACCGGUGACAGGUGGUACCACAUUCUCAACCACAAACCUGGCACCCAACUAUGCUCCUACGAUGGACACUAGGGAUGGUGGGAGAACUCUUAGCACUAGAGAUGGCAGUAAGAGCCGAGGGGUCUCGCCAGGUGCAAGAAUAAAAGAUGUAUUUACGGUUGGAUCCAGGAAAAAAGACUCAAGUCCGCCAAAGAGCCCAGAUCGCGCGUCAGUGAUAUCUUCUGGUAGCGGAAAUGCUCUCCAAGCUUUAUUCAGCAAAGACAAGAGGAACAGUAUCAACCUGGGAAGAUCUUCCAAGGCUUCGGACAGCAAAGAGUCGGUAGCCUCGAAUCUGCAAAGCCCUUCUGCCAGUGUACGAGAUCUCCCUACCAUUGUCACAACUCCCAAUACGCCUACAAGUGCCUCGCUCGACCCUCCGCAAACGCAUGUCACGCCCCCAACACCAAUCGACCAACGCCAAGAUGUACCGAGUAGUCCAUCACUAAAGACUAUGGCUGCAGGCGCCGCAAGGACGAAUCCGAAUAUGGCCGUAUCUUCUUCCAAUAACACGAUCGCUCACCGUCGCGUCAGGUCCGAUUCGGGCACCCUGGCGUCAAGCAAGCUGUCGAACGUGAUGUCUGCUCCGCUCACACCCAUGGCUGAAGAGAGAACUCCAGGUGCCCGAACCCCGUCUCAAGGCUCGCAGGCUGGAGGAUUCUUCUCGUCUGUCUUUUCAGCCGCCCAGAAUGCAGCCAAUCAAUUGAGCAGCACAAUUGCAAAUAAUCAGACAAGGUCAAGAAGCUCUACACAGACAAUUGAAGAGAACGACGAUGAGCAGACCGAUGGAGUGACGGCUAUGGUAGCAGAAGAUGCGCCCGUGAACGAGCAAAAGAAGCUAGCGGUGGAGACACUAGGUGCUGGUGAUCUAAGUUUGAGCCACUUAGGGAUAGGCUCCGAUGCACCUCUUGCGAACACUGGUUCCACCACUACACUUCCGAACGGCUUGUCUGAAAAUGGUCGAGAAGGUUCGACGGUCCAGCGGGAAGAAGCUGCUGCUCAAGUAGAGAACGUUUCUGCUGCCCGUGCUGUCUCUCAGGCUUAUAGCCUAAAGCCAACGGAAGAGAAUGCGUCAACACCCGUUGCUGAAGACGUGGCCCCUAUUGUCAGACCAAGAUCAACCUACGAAUCAAGUAUUAUGACGGGUGACAAGACCCCUCCGAAUGGGAGUGUGUAUGAAGGAAAUAAUGGUUUUCGGCGCAGUGGCAGCGUUCGUAGCCGAGUCGGUACCAUCGCUAAACGACACCGGAAUAGCUCUUCUGCCACGGGUGGUACCAUUGCUGCCGCCAUAGCAGCAGGCAGCGCAGCCUUAGCAAAUCCAGCGGCCUCAGGCGGUACUGCCAAACCUACCGGCUUUGCUGUAGCAAGCAAAAAACGUAAUCGCGAUUUCCACCAGCUGUUUCGUAGCGUCCCAGAAGACGACUAUCUCAUUGAGGAUUACAGCUGUGCUCUGCAGCGAGACAUUAUCUUGGCUGGGAGGAUAUAUGUCUCUGAAGGCCAUAUAUGUUUUUCCAGCAAUAUCCUUGGCUGGGUGACUACGCUGAUCAUCAGCUUCGACGAGAUUGUGUCUGUGGAAAAAGAGAACACCGCAAUGGUGUUCCCCAAUGCUAUCGCCAUCCAGACCCUACAUGCAAGACAGACCUUCCGAAGUCUACUCAGCCGAGAAGCGACCUACGAUCUGUUAAUUGGUAUCUGGAAGAUUAACCACCCGUCACUCAAGAGCUCACUCAACGGUGUAAGACUUGAAGGCGGGACGGGUGAUAAGACUGAAAAGGUCGAUCCUAGUGGUAGUGAUGAAGCCAGUGAAGUCAGCGACGAAGAGGAGGAAAUUUAUGAUGAAGACGAAGACGAUGAUGAAGGAACCGGCAGCUUCACUGAGGUGCCUGAGGGCAGUAUUGCUGGCAGUGAGCUUGCGGCUGAUCAACAAUCCAAAGCAGUCACUCGGAAAGCGUCGGCGAUGGGUGUGGCAGCUGGUGCUGCAGCCGGUGGCGGGCCUACUCCGAGCGAGUCAAAGGCAGGCGAAAAAGCCGCAGCCGCGAGUGCUGCAAGCGCCGACUUUCCAGGUCCAGCGACACACGCGCCAACCGAGUGCGGCGAUGGAGGUUCCCACUAUGAGAGGCCUCUCCAGGAUGACAUUAUCCCAGCCCCCCUAGGCAAAGUCUAUGCUAUGGUUUUUGGCGCCGCAUCUGGAGGCUUUAUGGCCAAAUGGCUUCUUGAUGAGAUCAAGGUAACGGACCUCACAAUGGAGGAUGAUAAGAAAGGUCUCUCGGAAGACAAUAGAACCCGCAACUAUUCCUACAUCAAGCCGCUCAACGCCUCGAUUGGCCCCAAAUCAACGAAGUGUGUCGUCACCGAGACUUUGGACUCUUUCGACCUGGAGAAAGCAGUUAUCGUAACACAGUCUACCCAAACCCCUGAUGUGCCCAGCGGCAACCUUUUUGCCACUAAAACCCAUUUCUGUCUAAUGUGGGCACCAGGUAACGCCACGAGGCUGGUCAUCAAUUUUACAAUUGAAUGGACUGGUAAGAGUUGGCUCAAAGGACCAAUCGAGAAAGGCGCGAAUGAUGGACAGACAACAUACUGCAACGACCUAGUCAAAGCCUUGAAAGCAGGCGUCACGUCUAGACCGAGAGCUGGUACCAACGGCUCGAAGCUCAAGUCAAAAGGUAAACGCAGAAAGGGAGAUGCCGACCUUGCGCGGACAUCUCCAGCGAGCGUCAAAGCUGUCGCCACUGGUACUCAACCGAAAGACAGCUCAUGGGGACUGUUCGAGCCUUUGCAUGGUAUUCUAGGUCCCGUUGUCGAUAUAUUCAGUCCAAUGAUCAGCUCGAAUAUGGUAAUCGGCUUUCUCCUAUUUAUCAUACUGUUCAAUUGGUUACGUGGUCCUCGAUCCUCCACAUCGGGCAACAGCUUAGCCUACAUUCCCACUGCACAGAGAAUUGCGGCGUACGAGGAAAUCUGGCGUAAAGAAGAGAGCGACUUGUGGGACUGGCUGGAGGAGCGCGUUGGUAUGCAAGGCGCAGCAUACCCAGGAAGCAGUGAUCAAGACGUAGUUGCUCAGGCAAGAAGACAAAGAGAGCAGAGCUUGAGAAACAAAGGCUUGCGCUCGAAGCUAGCGGAUGUGAAAAUGAGUGAGAGGGAGGUUGAUCAUGCGAUCAGGAUUACAGAGGAGAAGUUGGGGAUACUGAAGCAGGCGGUUCAGGAAAAGAAAGGCGUUCAGGACGAGAUGGGUUCGCCUUCGAAGGCGGCUGUUGAAACCAAUCGACCUGAAGCAGAGUUGGGAGGUCAAUGA